Molecule: messenger RNA, 4858 nt
Organism: Spodoptera litura
Lineage: Eukaryota; Metazoa; Arthropoda; Insecta; Lepidoptera; Noctuidae
Product: elongation factor-like GTPase 1
Biological process (GO): cytosolic ribosome assembly
Cellular component (GO): cytosol; ribonucleoprotein complex
Molecular function (GO): ribosome binding; GTPase activity; GTP binding
Source: RefSeq, a predicted model, not a curated record
CUCAGUGUCAUUAUCAAAUUCAAUAUUGUCGUGCAAGUUUUUAACCCAUGUUGUGCAAUUUUUCUUGUAAUUUUUGCAAUAUCUUCUGAGUUAUCCACCUUCUAAAUUAUCAGUAUACUCUAAGGACAUUGUGUUGCAAGUACGUCGAAAAAGUUAAGUGAUAUCUUUCACAAUGCGGCUCGUCGAUUCUUCAAAACUUUUAGAACUUCAAAACAAACCUACAAAUAUUCGAAAUAUUUGUAUUGUGGCGCACGUGGACCAUGGGAAAACAACUUUGGCAGACUCUCUUGUAGCCAGCAAUGGGAUAAUAUCGCAGCGAAUGUCAGGAAAGCUGCGGUAUAUGGACAGCAGGCCUGAUGAGCAGGAGAGAGGUAUAACCAUGAAGAGUAGCAGCAUAGCCUUGUACCAUUGUGUGGACCAGCAGGAGUACUUGGUAAACCUGAUAGAUUCACCAGGACAUAUCGAUUUCUCCAGUGAAGUGUCUACCGCAGUCAGACUUUGCGAUGGAGCUAUUGUUGUUGUGGAUGUGGUAGAAGGUGUUUGCCCACAAACCAGACUGGUACUAAAACAAGCAUACUCAGAGAAUAUCAGAGCAGUGUUAGUCUUGAACAAAAUUGACAGGCUCAUCCUAGAGAUGCAGCUAACACCAUUGGAUGCGUAUGUGCACUUGAUGCAGGUGUUAGAACAAGUUAAUGCGGUUAUGGGAGAACUGUUCACUACUGAGGUGUUUGAGAAUGAGGAGUCUACUAUGGAGAAAGAGCAACAAAAAGAAAAAGUAGAGAAAAAAGAAGACAAUAACUUCUAUGAUUGGACCUCCGCUCUGGAUGAUGCUGACGACUCCAAUCUUUAUUUCGCUCCUGAACAUGGCAAUGUGGUAUUUGCUAGUGCCGCUGAUGGCUGGGGUUUUACUAUACAUACUUUUGCUAAAUUGUUCUCUGAGAAACUUGGUGUUAAAGAAGAAAUCUUAAGAAAAGUGUUAUGGGGUGAUUUCUAUUUGAAUACCAAAACAAAACGCUUCAUGAAGGGAGCUCAAGAAAAAGCUAAGAAACCGCUUUUUGUCCAGGUUAUAUUAGAUAAUCUGUGGAAUGUGUACGAAACAGUAGCAAUGAGAAAUGAAAAGGAAAAAGUCCCUGUUAUUUGUGAAAAACUUGGCAUAAAAUUAACGACCAGGGAUUUGAGACAUACUGACUCCAGAGUACAACUUCAGUCCCUAAUGGUCCAGUGGCUCCCUCUAUCAAGCACAGUACUUAACAUGGUUUGCGAAAAACUCCCAUCGCCAAAAGAAAUUCUACCAGAAAAGGUAGAAAAAUUAAUGUGCUCAAGAAUACGUGAUUUCAAUUCCUUUUUCCCUGAAACACAGAAAUUAAAGGAAGACUUUUUAGCCUGUGAUAGUAGUGAAGAUAGACCAAUAAUUAUUUUUAUAUCUAAAAUGUAUAAUGUUGAUAAGAGUAUAUUGCCGGAGAAUAAGCCAAAGGUCUUGACGGCUGAGGAGAUGGCUUUGAGGAGGGAGAGAGCCAGACAGCUACGAGAAAAGAAAGAGAACAAUACUGUUGAAGUUGCUCCUUUAGAAGAAGAUAAAAAAGAAGAUGAUGUAGAAAAGACCAGUGAAGAAGAUCAGCCAGUAUUCAUCGCAUUUGCUAGAAUAUUUAGUGGGAAAGUAAAGAAAGGGGACAAGGUUUAUGUCCUAGGCCCCAAACAUGACCCCGCCAAAGUACUUAGUAAAGACUUCCAAGUAGAUCCUAAUAAGAAACUUAAGGACUUGCAGAGUGAUGAGCAUAUCACUUGCACUGAGAUCAAAUCCCUGUAUAUUCUAAUGGGACGAGAAUUAGAAAUGAUAGAUGAAGCAAUUGCUGGGAAUAUUAUUGGUAUCGGCGGUUUAGAGGACCACGUACUUCGAACGGCGACAUUAUCUAGUACGAUAGCUUGUCCAGCAUUUAGUGAGAUGCAAUACUCAGUAGUACCGAUAUUAAGGGUUGCUUUAGAACCUACGUAUCCAUCGCAACUACCUCAAUUGGUUAAAGGUUUAAAACUUCUUAACCAAGCAGAUUCCUGUGUUCAAGUGUUACUGCAGGAGACAGGUGAACACGUGCUGGUCACGGCUGGUAAAAUACAUUUAGAGAGAUGUCUAGAAGAUUUAAAGAAUCAAUACGCAAAAAUACCAAUCACAGUAUCAGAACCAAUCGUUCCAUUCAGAGAAACAAUAGUAGAACCGCCAAAAAUAGACAUGGCGAACGAAGAAAUUGACACCCAAAACGUUAUAGAUAAGACCACAGAUAAAGACGUAGAUCCAGUUAUAACGGUGUACACAAAUAACAAACAAAGUAGGAUAAAGAUUAGAGCGAAGCCAAUACCGAAUGAAAUAACGGCUUUACUAGACAAAUCAACUGAUUUACUCAAAGCAAUUUCACAACACAUAAAAACAUUGCAAGGAUUACACAAAAAUGAUAGCUUAGAAACUAAAUUAGAAAAUUUACAAGUUAAUGGAACGAAGCAUAAACUGUCCGAUCGUAUGUUGAAACUUAUUCAGACUUUUAAAGAGGAAUUGCAGGGUAUAUGUGAUAAACUAAGUCCUGAAUGGAAGGAUUUGGUUAAAGAAAUAUGGUCUGUAGGCCCUAGGAAUUGUGGGCCAAAUUUGCUUCUCAAUCAGACUGCAGAUUAUAGAACGAAGUAUCUUCAUCAUGAGCAGGAGAUAAAGGAGGAUCCGAGGUUUGAGUAUGAGAGUAGUUUUGUGAAUGGGUUCCAGUUGGCUUCCUUGGCUGGGCCUUUGUGUGAUGAGCCAAUGAUGGGAGUUGCGUUCUGUGUCGAAGAAUGGUCUUUGGAUAAGUCCGCUGGAGAUGAUAUGGCGCAUUUUGGACCUUUGUCAGGUCAAAUCAUGUCAACAGUCAGAGACGCCUGUAGAAAAGCUUUCCAAGCACAACCUCAGCGUUUGAUGGCAGCGAUGUACACCUGCGACAUCGUCGUCGACCAGAAAGUAUUAGGCAAGCUGUACGCAGCGCUGGGUCGUCGCGGUGGUCGUGUAGUAGGCAGUGACCUGCAGAGUGGCUCCGCAUCAUUUAGAGUGCAGGCUCUACUGCCCGUCGCUGAGAGCUUCAAGUUUGCGCUGGAGUUGAGGACUCACACGUCUGGACUCGCUGCUCCUCAGAUGUUGUUCAGUCAUUGGGAGGUGAUUGACAUCGAUCCAUUCUGGAAGCCGCGCACUGAGGAGGAGUACUUGCAUUGGGGAGAGAAAUGGGACGGAGUGAACAGAGCCAAGGCCUACAUGGAUUCAGUCAGGGCUCGCAAGGGGCUGGCUACGGACAAACAGCUUGUACAACACGCUGAGAAACAGAGAACACUGUCUAAAAACAAAUAAGGUCCAAUUUUUCCUCCUCCUUCCCCAAUGUAUCACAAUUGUUUACCAUCAGGUAAUCAAUCUGCUUGUUUGCCUUUUCAUCCCAUAGAAAUAUACCUGUAUACCUAUAAUCGCCUGUAAUGCCUUAAUUAAAGAAUUACUUCAGGAUAAUCAAUGCAAAUGAUACUUAGAACUCAUGUUAAUAAGUAACUAAAUCUGAAUGAUCAAUACAAAUAGUAUCUAUUUAAAAAUGUAUCCCAUAUGCCUUGCUGUCAUGAGUGUAUGUAUAAUAUGUAUGUAUGAAUUCAUAAUAAAAAAUGUUACCGUCCCAUAAGCCCAUAAUUUCAUGGAUUUUGUUAACAUCGAAUUUAUGUGUCAAAUGUCAGCAUUAUGUAUCACUAGAUACUCAAUUGAUAUUAUGUGAUAAUUUUAGUUUACAUGGCAACUUUUCGAUGAAUAAGUACCUAAAUAAAAUAAUGAAUUAUGUUCGUAAUAUGAUAUUAAAUGAAUUAUGAUUUGAUUUCUGUACAGUAAGCAUUAAGCAAUGCGUGCUUUGAAGGCUAAUUCCUACAUAACUAUAUUUCGGUAUUUAAUAUACUUGUCACAAAUAACAAAGUUUGGAAAGGAAUUCUAUAUUAGGAAAAAAUAUUGUAAUCAUUUGUAACGGUACAGCAUUUUACAUGCAAACUUGUUUACUAAAAAUAACUUGUGACGUACGAACGAUGACGUCAAAUGGAAAUCUAUUAAUAAUUCGAAAUACUCUGAAUGUUUGGCUGUACCUGCUAUGGUAAUGUCAACCUUAAUGGCGAAUUUAUUAAACUGGCUUAGCUAAUUUGUUUUAUAGUUGAUGGUUGUUAUUACGAAUGAAUUUAUUGUAAUUAUUUUCGUUUUACAUCGUUUCUGUUCUAAAAUAUAUACUUUUAUAUAGUGUAGGAGCCGUUGAACUAGAAAAAGGUAAUAAUUUUUUCGUAAUCUAAAAUUAAACACUGAAAUAGUAUUAAUAUACUUUCUUACCACAUACUCAUUAAACUGUCAAAUACCAAGCGGUCACCGGUGACCGCAAUCUAUUGUUCUAUAAUUGUGUCUGCAAAACCGGUACUCGACGAGUUAAAUCACGAAUUCAAUUUCCAUUCUGAUAAAAUACAUUACUUUUAGUGCCAAAACAUUUUGUAUUUGUAUCAAAAUCAUUUUUAAAAUUACUUGUAAGAUAUUCAUUUAUGUACUACAUUAAGAACUCAUAUCGGCUGAUUUCUUUUUACAUUACAUUUUGUUUAGGCAGAUAUAAACAUAAUAAUAUUACCUCUUUUAUUACUUACUAUUUUAUUUAAUUGUUGUCCUAAUAAAUUUUAAGUGAUCAUAGUAUACUUUAGGUACUUGUUAGUAUAUGAUUAAAUUCGUUGUGUAUGAAAUGAAUAGAUACUUAUAUCGAAGUAGAACUUUGUAGAUAUAAAUACAUAGUAUUUAUUAUGAACAGUUGUCUUACAAAUUGUAUUUAAUGUACUUUUCAUACUCGUAUUUUUAAUAUAA